AUGGGAAAACCGAAACACAUGACGAACAAACAGAACCCUUUCGCCAAGAAGAAACGCAACAAUAAGGAAAAGGGCGCUCAACCGCCGGUACGUAGAGAUAAACCGUACGAAAGUAUCGUACUGGAGAAUGAGUCGUUUGAGGCGUACUACAAGCACCAGCAGAUCUGCGGCAGCGAUGCCGAAUGGGACCAAUUUAUGGCGCACAUGAGAAGAAACCUUCCGGUUACAUUCCGCAUCACUGGUUCAAAAGCUCAAGCCGCACUGCUGCUGAAGCUGAUCAAGCAAGAUUUUUUCGAAGAGUACUUCCGGGCGGUAAAGGAGCUGCGAAACGAAGAAACGGAUGCGCUCGUUCAGCCUCCCCAGUGUCUCGCGUGGUAUCCACGGGAAAUGGCCUGGCAGUUGGAGCUGUCACGGAAAGAUAUACGCCGUUCCGAACCACUAUUCAAGCUGCACAAUUUUCUGAUUUCGGAAACCAGUUCCGGUUACAUCAGUCGGCAAGAGGCGGUAUCGAUGAUACCUCCACUGGUGCUAGGUGUAGAGUCACAUCACAAGGUGCUGGACAUGUGUGCUGCUCCCGGGUCAAAAACGGCACAAUUGAUCGAGUCGCUGCAUGCCAAAAGCGAUGGUCAACCCACAGGGUUUGUGAUGGCCAACGAUGUGGACAAUAAUCGGUGCUACAUGCUGGUACACCAAACAAAGCGCCUUAACUCACCUUGUUUUCUAGUAACGAAUGGUGAUAGUUCUACCUUUCCGUCGAUGCAGUACACACAGGAGGACGGCACGGUGUGUCCGCUGAAGUUUGACCGGGUACUGUGCGACGUACCCUGUUCGGGCGAUGGCACGCUGCGAAAGAAUGCCGACAUCUGGAACAAAUGGAACCUUGCGCAGGCCUCAAAUCUGCAUGGUUUGCAGUACCGUAUACUGAAGCGUGGUGCUGAAUUGCUCGAGGUAGGCGGAAAGCUCGUCUACUCGACUUGCUCAUUGAACCCGAUCGAAAAUGAAGCGGUUCUCCAUCACCUUCUGAAGGAAGCGAACGAUUCUUUGGAGAUAGUCAAGUGUUGCGAUGCGCUACCUACACUGAAAUAUUCCAACGGUCUUACGUACUGGGAACCGGCAUCGAAAGAUCUAACAUUCUAUAAAUCCUUCGAUGAGGUGCCCGAAUCACAGCGAACCGUUAUUCGUCCCGGCAUGUUUCCACCAUCGAGGGAGGAAGCAGUUGGGAAAUAUCAUCUCGAUCGGUGCUUACGAAUCUUGCCCCACCAACAGAAUACAGGAGGAUUCUUCGUGGCAUUGUUGGAGAAAAAGAAACCUCUGCCGUGGGAAGCAGUGGCUGACGGACAAGUGCUCACCGAAACCACCCCGAUCGUUGAGCCUCCGCAGAAGAAAACGAAAUAUAUGCGAGGAUUUAAAGAGGAUCCGUUCGUAUUUUUCGAAGAAAAGGAAGAGGUCUUUGAAUCGCUGAACAAGUUCUUCCAGUUAAGAGCAGACUUUGAACCACGAAACCUUCUUACGCGAUGUAAGGUUGGAAAGAAGAAAAACGUGUACUUCUGCUCGAGUAUCGUUCGAAACAUUGUCCAGCUGAACGAGAAGCGCGUGAAGAUCAUCAAUCUUGGCGUGAAGUCUUUCGUACGCUGCGCUACGCGUAACAUCGAGUGUGACUUUCGUCUUGCCAGUGAAGGUCUGGCAAGCGUCAACUCAUUCGUCGGCAGCCAGCGUCGUGUGAUGGUACAAAGGAAAGAUCUUAUAGAGCUGCUCUCCUGUACUGAUCCCACCAAGCCGCCGGAAAUUUCGUCGCUAACUGCCGAAACGCAGUUGAAUCUACAGAACGUAGCUUCCGGUAGCUGCGUUUUGGAAUGCAUGGUGGAUGAUGUGAAACUGGCCACGGUUGGAUGGAAAGGAGCCAUGAGCCUUAGAGCGUACGUCGAUCAGUACGACACAAUGCACAUGCUGCGAUUGCUCGGUGGGGAUCUUUCGAAAUUCGAAAAAAAUAAAUUCCAGGACAAACGUGCAGCAGAAGUAGCAGCGGAUGAAAUAGACGAGAACGAUCCAGCGGCCGAUGACGAGUUGGGUUCUGUAGGAGAAACAAACGAUGAUUAG
Anopheles marshallii is the source of this 2097-nucleotide messenger RNA. It is a transcript of the gene Nsun2, whose product is annotated as tRNA (cytosine(34)-C(5))-methyltransferase. The coding region runs from base 1 to 2097 and encodes 698 amino acids. The transcript is spliced from 5 exons. Gene Ontology annotation, cellular component: nucleus; cytoplasm. Gene Ontology annotation, molecular function: tRNA (cytidine-N5)-methyltransferase activity; tRNA binding. NCBI's taxonomy places the organism in Eukaryota, Metazoa, Arthropoda, Insecta, Diptera, Culicidae. The record is from RefSeq and is a predicted model, not a curated record. Gene Ontology annotation, biological process: tRNA methylation.